This is a messenger RNA of Pararge aegeria (speckled wood butterfly), 2497 nucleotides long. RefSeq names its product heat shock protein 83 (gene Hsp83). Gene Ontology annotation, molecular function: ATP-dependent protein folding chaperone; ATP hydrolysis activity; disordered domain specific binding. Gene Ontology annotation, biological process: protein stabilization; protein folding; cellular response to heat. The transcript has a single exon. The coding region runs from base 181 to 2340 and encodes 719 amino acids. Gene Ontology annotation, cellular component: protein-containing complex; perinuclear region of cytoplasm; cytosol. Lineage: Eukaryota; Metazoa; Arthropoda; Insecta; Lepidoptera; Nymphalidae. The record is from RefSeq and is a predicted model, not a curated record.
CUCGCGCCGGCGUCAUUUGAGAAAAUCUAGCUGCGAAACGAUACAAGUGCUGUUCGGUGUGAAUUAUUAACACGUGCUGUAAAAAACCGCGUUGCUGAUAGAAAAAUCGAUCGAAACUUUGUUCGUUGUUUUACCAAUCGCACAUCACUUCAGUUUGGAAUUUGAAAACUAAAAUCCAAAAUGCCGGAAGAAAUGGAGACCCAGCCCGCCGAGGUGGAGACCUUCGCCUUCCAGGCGGAGAUCGCCCAGCUUAUGUCGCUUAUCAUCAACACCUUCUACUCCAACAAAGAGAUCUUCCUACGUGAGUUAAUUUCCAACUCCUCCGAUGCUCUUGACAAGAUCCGCUAUGAAUCUCUGACGGACCCGUCGAAGCUCGACAGCGGUAAGGAAUUGUACAUCAAAAUCAUUCCUAACAAGAGUGAGGGAACUUUGACCAUUAUUGAUACCGGAAUCGGCAUGACCAAGGCUGAUUUAGUGAACAAUUUGGGUACCAUCGCGAAGUCUGGCACAAAGGCUUUCAUGGAAGCGUUGCAAGCCGGGGCUGAUAUCAGCAUGAUCGGUCAAUUUGGUGUGGGUUUCUACUCGUGCUACUUGGUGGCCGACCGUGUCACAGUACAUUCCAAGCACAAUGAUGACGACCAGUACAUGUGGGAGUCUGCAGCGGGGGGCUCGUUCACCAUACGCCCCGACCCCGGCGAACCUCUGGGACGUGGUACCAAGAUCGUGCUGCACGUCAAGGAAGACUUGGCUGAGUUCAUGGAGGAACAAAAGGUGAAGGAAAUCGUCAAGAAACAUUCCCAGUUCAUCGGGUAUCCUAUCAAAUUGGUAGUCGAGAAGGAACGUGAAAAGGAGCUGUCCGACGACGAAGCUGAAGAGGAAAAGAAGGAAGACGAGAAAGAGGAUGAUAAACCAAAGAUCGAGGAUGUCGGUGAAGAUGACGAGGAAGACAGCAAGGACAAGAAAAAGAAGAAGAAGACCAUCAAAGAAAAGUACACUGAAGAUGAGGAGUUGAACAAGACAAAGCCAAUCUGGACUCGCAAUGCUGAUGAUAUCACCCAGGAAGAGUAUGGUGACUUCUACAAAUCCCUUACAAACGACUGGGAAGACCAUCUUGCAGUCAAACACUUCAGUGUUGAAGGUCAGUUAGAAUUCCGUGCUUUACUCUUUGUUCCACGUCGUGCACCUUUCGACCUAUUUGAAAACAAAAAACGUAAGAACAACAUCAAACUUUACGUCCGACGAGUUUUCAUUAUGGACAACUGUGAGGACCUCAUUCCUGAAUACCUUAACUUCAUCAAGGGUGUAGUAGACAGUGAAGAUUUACCUCUCAACAUCUCCCGUGAAAUGCUCCAACAAAACAAGAUCUUGAAAGUAAUUAGGAAGAACUUAGUAAAGAAAUGCAUGGAACUUUUCGAGGAAUUGGCUGAAGACAAAGAGAACUACAAGAAGUAUUAUGAACAGUUCAGCAAGAAUCUGAAGCUUGGCAUCCACGAGGACUCCCAAAAUAGGUCAAAACUUGCUGACUUGCUCCGUUAUCACACAUCUGCGUCCGGAGACGAGGUGUGCUCUCUCAAAGAGUAUGUUUCACGCAUGAAGGAAAACCAGAAACACAUCUACUAUAUCACUGGUGAGAACCGUGACCAGGUAGCAAACUCAUCCUUUGUAGAGCGAGUUAAGAAACGCGGCUUUGAGGUUGUCUACAUGACUGAACCAAUUGAUGAAUAUGUUGUACAACAAAUGAAGGAGUAUGAUGGCAAAUCAUUGGUCUCUGUCACUAAAGAAGGCUUAGAACUGCCAGAGGAUGAGGAAGAGAAGAAGAAACGUGAAGAGGACAAAGUUAAGUUUGAAGGACUCUGCAAGGUCAUGAAGAACAUCUUGGACAACAAAGUUGAAAAGGUUGUAGUAUCCAACAGGCUUGUUGAGUCCCCAUGCUGCAUUGUUACUGCUCAGUAUGGCUGGUCAGCCAAUAUGGAGCGUAUCAUGAAAGCACAAGCUCUGAGAGACACAUCCACCAUGGGUUACAUGGCCGCUAAGAAGCAUCUCGAAAUCAAUCCCGAUCAUUCUAUUGUUGAAACACUCCGGCAAAAGGCUGAUGCGGAUAAGAAUGACAAAGCUGUCAAGGAUCUAGUCAUUUUACUGUAUGAGACUGCUUUACUCUCAUCGGGCUUCACUCUUGAUGAACCUCAAGUACAUGCUUCCAGAAUCUACCGCAUGAUCAAACUUGGUCUUGGUAUUGAUGAAGAUGAGCCUGUACAAGCUGAAGUUGAAUCCAGCACUGGUGACGUACCGCCUUUGGAGGGUGAUGCUGACGAUGCAUCCCGUAUGGAAGAAGUAGAUUAAGCCCCGCCUACAUCCUGUAGCCAUGUUGUAAUGGUAUUUUAUGUGAUGUCUUCAUUUUUUUUUGUGCACUGGUGUACAGCCAAAGACUGAUUUAGUUCAAAUUCCAUUUCAAUUUAAUUAACGUGAAUAAAUAAUUACAUGUAAUGUAAUAAUUUAA